AUGUACAAUGCCCCCAGGGCCGCCACCAUCAUCUGCAAGGAGCCUGGAAAGCUCUACAAACUGGACAGGAUCACCUUCAGCCAAGUGGUCAAGCAGGCCGCCUUCAAGAAGCGAGAACUCUACAAGAGCGUCAUCGACAAAAUCGAAGUUUUUUCUUCCAUCAACGCUGUGGAAGAGGAAAGAUACGAGGAAGGCCAAUACGUGAUCAAGCAGGGAGAGCAGGGAAGCAAGUUCUACAUCAUCCUCGAAGGCCAGCUGGUGGCAGAAAAGACAGAAACCGCAUAUGAGCUGCCACGUGUGGUCUACAAGUACAAGGAGGGAGAAUACUUCGGAGAACUGGCCCUCCUGCACGACGUCUGCAGACAGGCAAGCGUAAAGGCUCAAACUUCCGUGCGUGUGGCCUACCUCGACCGGGAAAGCUUCAAGAGAAUCUUCGGCAGCAUGGAGGAUAUCCUGAAAAGAAACGAAGAGAAGUACAGCAUGUCUUCUGAGGAACUAAUUUGCUUUUCUCUUGAGUUUUCUGCGCUUGGCACUGAGGAGGCGAUUGUCCUCGUUGAGGAGGUCGCCGAUCCUCCGGAUCAGCCACACCUUCUCCACGUAUUUGUUGACGUUAAGGGAGGAGAGUUCCUUGCUUAUCUUCAUCAUGGAUUUGGAGUGCAGGGAAGGACGCUUUUCUUCGGCUAG
Molecule: messenger RNA, 684 nt
Organism: Nymphaea colorata (pocket water lily)
Lineage: Eukaryota; Viridiplantae; Streptophyta; Magnoliopsida; Nymphaeales; Nymphaeaceae
Product: cAMP-dependent protein kinase regulatory subunit
Exons: 3
Coding region: 1-684 (227 amino acids)
Source: RefSeq, a predicted model, not a curated record